AUGGGGAGCAAAAGACCCUGUGAAAGGCCAGGAGCCCAGAAACUGCAGCUUUCUUUCGGGAAGAGGCUUUGGGAUGCUUUCCACAAAAGUCCAGAAAUUGCCCCACGACCUGCUCUCAUUGGCCAAUCCUUGCGCAACGACCCGCCCCACUCACUGUCUACCCACGCCUUCACACGUCCAGGCCCCGCCCACAAUCACUAUCCAAUGACCUGUGCUCAUAGGACAGUCCAUGCGUUAAGACCCGCCCACUCAGCCCACUCACUUUCCCCGGUCCCGCCCAUAAGCCACCACAACAUGUGCUCAUUGGCCAGUCUUUGCGCCACAGCCCGCCCACUCAUGGAGGUCUCAGGUUUCCGGCUCUGGAGGCGGGGGGGCGCGCGGACUGCGCACGCGCAGCUUCUCCCAGGCCCGGCGCGGGCUUUUCGAAUCUCCGUUGGCGCUGCUCGCUAUGGAGGACCCCGGAUGCGGCCUGGUGGGGCGACCCGCCCCGCAGGUGAGUCGGACGGGAGCGAGGAAUACAGCCUUCAAGAAAAAAUUGAUUUUGAAAUCCGGAUGCAAGAAGGAAUACGGAAACUCCUUUCUCUGAGCACUCAGAAAGACCAGAUUCUGCGUGGAGUUAAGAAUCUCAUGGUCUGCAACACUCGAAUCAUGACUUAUACAUCAGAGCUACAGAAAUUAGAAGAUCGAAUGGUAAAACAAACUGGAAGAUGUAAUGUGAAUUUUGAAAAUAAAGAAAGAACAGCAUGUAAAGGAAAGAUUGCCAUAUCAGAUAUUCGAAUACCAUUAAUGUGGAAAGACUCUGAUCACUUUAGCAAUAAAGAAGGAUCACAGCGUUAUGCCAUUUUUUGUUUAUUCAAAAUGGGAGCUGAAGUGUUUGACACUGACAUGGUGAUUGUGGAUAAAACAAUCACAGAUAUAUGCUUUGAAAAUGUCACCAUAUUUAAUGAAGCAGGGCCAGACUUCCAGAUAAAGGUAGAGAUUUAUAGCUGCUGCAUGGAAGACUCUUCUAUAACUAACACACCCAGAAAAUUAGCUAAGAAACUUAAGACCUCUAUCAGUAAAGCAACUGGAAAGAAAAUACAUUCGCUGCUUCAAGAAGAUCAUGAACUAUGCUUCUCCUCCACGUCUGCAGUUUCUGGGACAAAGUAUAAUUUGCUAGCUUUUACUACCCUGACCUUGGAAAAUGCUGAGGCUAGUUUCAAGACCCAUAAUCUGUCUAUUAAUGGAAAUGAAGAGUCUUCAUUUUGGCUUCCCUUAUAUGGCAAUAUGUGCUGUCGUUUAAUCGCCCAGCCAGCUUGUAUGGCUGAGGAUGCAUUUGCAGGAUUUCUUAAUCAGCAGCAAUUGGUAGAAGGUCUGAUUACUUGGAGAAAAUUGUAUUGUGUUUUGAGAGGGGGAAAACUUGAUUGUUUUUACACUCCAGAAGAAAUUGAAGCUAAAGUAGAUCCAACUUUGAUAGUUUGCAUUAACAAGGAAACCAGAAUUCGGGCAAUGGAGAAAGAUGCCAAGAAAAUUCAUAAUUUCUCUGUCAUCAACCCUGGUCCUAGACAGGCUGUUACUCAUAUUUUUGCAGUUGAUAAUAAAGAAGAUCUUCAGAAAUGGAUGGAAGCCUUCUGGCAGCAUUUCUUUGAUCUAAGCCAAUGGAAGCAUUGUUGUGAAGAACUUAUGAAAAUUGAGAUUAUGUCACCACGGAAACCACCUUUGUUCUUGACAAAAGAGGCGACUUCAGUAUACCAUGAUAUGAGCAUUGAUUCACCUGUGCAACUUGAAAGUAUAACUGAUAUAAUACAAAAAAAAAUUGAAGAGACCAAUGGACAGUUUCUUAUUGGUCAGCAUGAAGACUCCUCGCCACCUCCUUGGACUGCACUCUUUGAGGGUCAUCACCAAGUAGUAGUCCAGAAAAAAGUAUUAUCUCCUGCCAGUGAGCAAUUACAUGAUGGGAAAAGGAAAAAGAGACGUGCUCCCCUUCCUCCUUCUGAUAAACCACCUUUCACUUUAAAAACACAGAGCAAUAUGGAUCAAUUGGUUAAAGACAGCUGGGAAAAAACAAGUGUAUCUCAGACCUCGCUUUCCGAUACCAAAUUAUCAACCCUAAGGCAUCACUUCCAGAAACCAAUGAGUGCUCCUCGAAAAGUUCUUCCUGCCAGGAAAAAUAGUUUCAAUGAUGGUGAACACACAGACACUAAAACCAGUUUUGAAGGCAAGCCAGUGCCAGCUCCCAGGCAGAGAUCUAUCAGAGGCAUUUUAGACCCUAGAUCAUGGUUGCAGGCACAAGUAUAA
This is a messenger RNA of Suncus etruscus (white-toothed pygmy shrew), 2277 nucleotides long. It is a transcript of the gene RTKN2, whose product is annotated as rhotekin 2. The transcript has 14 exons. Bases 1 to 2277 code for a protein of 758 amino acids. NCBI's taxonomy places the organism in Eukaryota, Metazoa, Chordata, Mammalia, Eulipotyphla, Soricidae. Gene Ontology annotation, biological process: signal transduction; positive regulation of cell population proliferation; hemopoiesis. The record is from RefSeq and is a predicted model, not a curated record.